AUGACAUCACGUCUACAUCUCACCACUCAAGCAGAGAUGGACAAAUGUUUUGAUUUGUUGAACCGACAGUCCGAACAUAAAACUCACUGGGAGAAAUCAGAGGGCAAUUGCCUUUCUUUUUUUUCGAUACCCUGGACAUUGAGCCCUUCCGUCUCAGACGUCAGACGGUACACGGUGUACACUUACAAAGCGAGAACAGUGCACACAGAGGCUGACUUGCAUGCCUUUUUGAGAGUUGUAGAGCGCAUUGAGUUCCAAGUGAUUGCACUGCAAGAGACCAAGAGCAGAAGGAGCGACGUACGACAGAUGAAUGACGGUACACUCGUCAUUCGUGGAGAGAAGGUUCCGUCGCGAAAUGUAGGCGGUGUUGGUUUUGUUGUGCACCCAUCUGUCAUCCAUCUUGUCGAUUCACAAGAAAUCCUGUCACCUCGUUUGGCCAUUCCUCGCCUUCGCCCUCAAAAACCUAUCAACAUCAUCGACGGCUACUCACCAACAUCAGUAGCUGAUGAUUCCGAACUGGACGCGUUCUACGAGUUGGAGGAAGUUAUCCGCAACGAGAAGUCCUUUUACAAAUUCGUUGUCGUAGACUUCACUGCAAAAGUAAAAGAGCGCACAGAAGAGAAAUACGGGAUUGGAAGAUUUGGACCAAGGGACCGGAAUGAAAACGGAAAUCGUCUCGUUGCGCUGCUGUCCGCCACUCGCCUCUUUCAUGAGAGUAGUCUUUUCGUGAAGAAAGAUCACCGUCAAUGGACAUGGAAAUCGCUCAACGGCAUGACUCGUGGACUCGUGAAGAGAGCGACCACAUACUAA
Molecule: messenger RNA, 810 nt
Organism: Necator americanus (New World hookworm)
Lineage: Eukaryota; Metazoa; Nematoda; Chromadorea; Rhabditida; Ancylostomatidae
Exons: 1
Coding region: 1-810 (269 amino acids)
Source: RefSeq, a predicted model, not a curated record